Molecule: messenger RNA, 252 nt
Organism: Echinostoma caproni
Lineage: Eukaryota; Metazoa; Platyhelminthes; Trematoda; Plagiorchiida; Echinostomatidae
Source: the annotation of a GenBank genome assembly
AUGGGUUCGCCAUUAGGACCACUAUUAGCAGAUAUUUUCAUGGCCAACUUAGAAAACCGAGUACUCUCAAAACCCAUAGAAGAAUCCCCCAUCUACAAACGACAUGUGGAUGACAUCACAUGUGUAUACGAUGCUGACAAGGAUGCUGAUAUCCUGUUGGAGAAAUUCAAUGGAGCUCAUCUGAAAAUAGAGUUCACGCUGGAAAAGGAAUCUACAAACGGUCUCGCAUUUUUAGACACUUUCUCAUUUUGA